Messenger RNA from Pelodiscus sinensis (Chinese soft-shelled turtle), 2877 nucleotides. It is a transcript of the gene SAMD3, whose product is annotated as sterile alpha motif domain containing 3. Lineage: Eukaryota; Metazoa; Chordata; Testudines; Trionychidae. The record is from RefSeq and is a predicted model, not a curated record. Gene Ontology annotation, molecular function: protein binding.
AACACAAAUCGAAGAUCUAUAUAAAAAAACACGCGCAGGCAAAUGAGACUUGGGGGAAAGCACAAUCGUUUUCCUUCCACUCCUCACUAGCGACUCCUUGCAAGGAGCCGAUCCCAGCCUGGGAAGUAUUUCAGACUUGAGAGACCACAACAAAAGUGCGUGGAGCAGCUGCAACGAGACUAGCAGCCUCCGGCAUGCCAAAGGACCUAUUUAGGAGGCGGAGAGAGUUAUAUUUCAGUUUUCCCAUCAUGCCCCCUCUCCCGGCCCGGGUCAGUGCAGUGGGGCGCAGAGCUGUCCCUCUGCCUAGCUUUCUAGUUUCACAGGUCGCCAGACAAGGAGCUGCGUUGCUCUGCCUGCCUCGAGAGCUAUGUGGAAUUUUACUAUUGUAGCACCUGAAGAUGGAAAGUUGGUCUGUUGAUCAAGUCUGCAACUGGUUGGUGCAGAGAAAUUUAGGAGAAUUAGUUCCUAAGUUUCGUGAGGAAGAAGUUAGUGGAGCAGCUCUUUUGGCUCUUAAUGAUCGUAUGGUACAGCAGCUAGUGAAGAAAAUUGGACAUCAGGCAGUAUUAAUGGAUCUGAUUAAUAAAUACCAGCAACAGAAUAAUGGACUAGAAUCUUUCACUUGCAGUUGUGAAAUAGUUCCUCCAAAGUCACCAGAAGCAAAUAGUGGCACCACGGGUGUCCAGGUAUUCAGUACUUUUGAUUCUACGGAGUGGACAGAUUAUAUCUCUCCAACUGAAAAGUAUGAUGGUGGAUUAAUUGACCGAAGAGUGCUAAAGCAGAAAAAAAAUAUGAAACAUGUUUUUGCAAGAUGUGAAACAGUACAAUGGACAAACUCAUAUGUUUUACCAGAGUUUCCUUAUGAUGUCCAGUGCAUAUUAGCAGAAAGGAAAUGUCCUGACCACAGCAUGAGAAUAAGGAUUAUUGAAUUCUUACAAGCGGAUAUGACAAAAUACUUAGAAGGAUCACUAUAUCCAAACAGUCAGCAGUAUAAUGUUGUCGUCAAUGCAUUGCUUCAGGCAUAUCCAUUCCUUGAUGAUGAUGGGAAUGGCUUUUUGCUAUGGAAACGAGCCCUUAAAGAUCGCUUCAAAUAUGUACGGAGACCAAUUGAAGAUGAUGAGCAGGUUAUGAGGAACAAAUGCAAGUUUGGUCACCGGCGAGGACAGACAAAGAAAUCUGCUUCUGAAAAAGAAUGUGAUGAAAUCCAAACGGUGCAGAUAAAAGAAGAGAUUGUUUAUCUUGAAGGACAUGACACUGAGAUGGAUGAACAUAUUAAUUGGUUUAAGCAAGAAUAUAUGAAAACAGAGAGGAACUGGGAAGAAAUUGAUAAAAGAAUGAACAAGACAUUAGAAAUGCGAAGAAAGAUGAUCAGUAACAAGACACCUUUAAAAGAGAUUCUCCGAGUGUUUCCCUUCUUAAGAUGUCCUUAUGAGCUUUUUAGGGAAUUCCAGCUUCUUACACAAAUGGAUGUUUAUAAGAAAACAGUUGAAAUUUUGGAGGUUUAUUCAGAAAACAUAUUGACUUUGUACUCCUUGAGAAAUAAUCCAAUUAUUGUUAUGCUGCGAGAAAAUCUGAAACAGCACACAGAGGAAGACAUUCUGAAAUAUAUGAAAAUGACUGCCACAUGUUUACUUCUGCCAGAUGUCUUUGGAGAUGAUUCCAGUCUGUUUGCUGCUGUGAAUGAGGAGGUUAAAGUGUUAACACCGGUCUUGGAAGUAAAAAAUCCGUUCAGUGUUAAUACAUGUGAGUUUGCUUUGUAUGUAGAAAAAGAGAAACUGGCCCAGUUGGAUGAUUGUACUAUGGCUCUAGCUGCUCUGUUGGCUGCAUUUCACGUGUUUGGUAUCCAGUGUCCAAGAAGGAUCCACAACACAUUUAACUUUCUAGAAUCACUGAUUUUGGAGAUGAAAAGUCCACAAUCCCUCCCAAAGAAAGUAAAGAGAGAAUCGGAAGAACUUGCAUGUCUGAACAUUCAGUGACAUCAGAAACACUAGUCUCAGGGGGAAUGUCUUUUGGAGCAGUUGACUCUUUGUGAGAAGAAAUCCUUUGUUGUGAAGAUAAAAGUUGGUGUAAUUCUUUCCAGUGGAAUUGUAUUAAUAUUUAUAACUCAACUAUGGUUUUUUAUUGUACUGGCUUUUCUAGUUUUUAAAACAUGAGCAUUUUCAUUAUUUUCAAUGGAAAUUCUAGAGCAACUUUAGUCUUACUUAAUUUUAUAAAUUAGAUGCACUUGUGGAAGAGUUUGUUUUUUCCAAAAGAGCUUUUUAUUCCUCUUGGAACAAGUUUUGGCUAAGUCAAAGGUAAGAAACAUACUUUGAUUUAAUUUAGUAAACAUUUUGCUGCCUCUGCUGUUAUCCCAGAAUUGGGAAGUAUAGAUCAACUAUUACAAAAAUUACAGUUAAACCGUUCAGAUGUUAAUACAUUUUAAGAACUUCCAACUCCCUUCAUUAGCUGCUAAAACCAACCAAACAUACAUCAGUAGCAGUUUUAAGAACAAACCAAACUCCAAUCACUUUUUUGGCUGUACAUCCACGAUGGGCCCAGAUGGAAAGCGCUUCUACCAUCUUUUGACACCCUUUACAGUUCAAGCUGGAAAAUUACACAAACAAUGCACUAGUGGUUACGUUUACUCACUUGGAGAAAAACGUUAGACCUGAUGGAAUUCAUGUUGUUCCUUUAAAAAGAAGCAACAAAAUUAUGUUCUUUUCGAACCACUUUUUCAUUCAUGAGCCAUUUGCAACACUUAAAGGUGGCAAAAAUUCACAUUCAUUUUGGUCUGGGCAGAUUCUGACCAUGUCUUUUACCCACCACUCUUUGUGGAACAACAUGGCUGUGUCUAGACUGCAUCCCUUUUCCGUAAAAGGGAUGCAAAUUAGACAUAUCGCA